Molecule: messenger RNA, 1330 nt
Organism: Oryza brachyantha (malo sina)
Lineage: Eukaryota; Viridiplantae; Streptophyta; Magnoliopsida; Poales; Poaceae
Product: probable protein phosphatase 2C 62
Exons: 5
Coding region: 281-1153 (290 amino acids)
Biological process (GO): protein dephosphorylation
Cellular component (GO): nucleus; cytosol
Molecular function (GO): protein serine/threonine phosphatase activity
Source: RefSeq, a predicted model, not a curated record
CCUCAUUUGCUUCCCCCGCACAGCACAGCGCCUUCUUCCCAAAAGCAGCUCCAUCCAAACCCAAUCAGCCCCACCCCCACCAACCCCUCCCCCUCAAUUAUAAGCCCAAAGAAGAAGCAGGCUGCGUGAUCCAAACAAGGGAAGUUGGGAGGUUCUGGAUUUCAAGAAAGAGACCAUCUUUCUGCUUCUGCUGCUGCUGCUGCUGUCCGGGGUGUUGGUGGUGGUUGAGUUUCAGGCGAGAGCAUCGGAAUCGGAAGAGCUUUCUGAGGAGGAGCCAAUAAUGGCCGGCAAGGAAAUCUACCACAAGAUGAAGGAUAAGGUGAAAGAUGCUUUUAGUUCGUCAGGACCAGAAACAGGGAAAGGAAAAACAAAAUUGUCAGGCAGACGUGUCAAGCAUGGUUACCAUCUUGUGAAGGGAAAAUCAAAUCAUCCGAUGGAGGACUAUCUAGUGGCAGAGUACAGGCAAGUUGGAGAACAUGAUUUGGGAUUGUUUGCAAUAUUUGAUGGCCAUUUGGGUCACACUGUUCCAGACUUCCUGCGCUCACAUCUCUUUGAUAAUAUCUUGAAGCAGCCAGAAUUCUUGAGCAAUCCAAGAGCUGCAAUCCGAAAUGCAUAUCAACUUACGGAUGCAAAAAUAUUGGAAAAUGCUGCUGAGUUGGGCAGAGGAGGCUCCACUGCUGUUACUGCCAUCUUAAUAAGUAGCGAAAAUUCUGUGAAUCUAGUAGUUGCAAAUGUUGGAGAUUCACGAGCAGUUGUUAGCAAGAAUGGUGUGGCAAAACAACUUUCGGUUGAUCAUGAGCCAAACAAGGAGCGGCGUUCAAUCGAGAAAAAAGGUGGAUUCGUUUCAAACCUACCAGGAGAUGUACCACGUGUUGAUGGGCAGCUUGCGGUUGCAAGGGCAUUUGGAGACCGGAGCCUGAAGAAGCACCUCAGCUCAGAGCCAGAUGUGGUGGAGGAACCAAUAGAUGAGAACACUGAAUUUCUAAUUCUUGCAAGUGAUGGAUUAUGGAAGGUGAUGUCGAAUCAAGAGGCAGUGGAGGAAAUCAAGGACUUGAAGGAUGCUCAGGCAGCUGCGAAGCAUCUGACGGAGCAGGCCGUGAACAGGAAGAGCAAAGAUGACAUCUCCUGCAUCGUUGUAAAAUUCGAGAGUUAGAUCCACAAGUGUACAAUUGGUGCCAUGGGGUGUGGUUUUAGUGUUUCGUGUUAACUCCUGUUGUCGGAUAUUCUGCUUAAUCUUUUCUUACCGGGAAUAAAAAUCCGCAAAGGGGAUUCGAAGGCUUGUCGAACACUGCUGAUUGUUCAAUUAAACAUGUCCAUAUGUUAUUAUUCA